UUGUCGCUCAACUCAUCAUAAAUAUCAUUUACGACUGCGGAGUUAAUCAAAUUAUUUAUUUACGCAUAAUCGACGUUAUUAUUUCAAUUAUAAGUAAUAUUUAUCACAAAGUAAAGAAGUAGAAUGUGAAAAUGUUAAAGUACAUCAAAAGGCAGACGAGCCGCAGACGCAGCUCUCACGACACGGAUGCCAAUGAUGAUGAUGUGGUUGAUUGUUCGGCUGCGGCGCAAAAGCGUCAUUCGCUGCGCUCGACAACAAGUUUCUGUGAUGAGUAUUCAUGGAGGAAGAGACGGAGGCGGUCGCGGUCGCAGUCGCAACGUCCGAUGCAGUCAGCUUGGGCAAUAACAGUUUGCUAAAUUUCGUGGGCGCGUCCGCUGAUGAUGGUAAUGAGCCAAUGGUAUUUGCAAAACAAGCUAAAAAGGUUAUCAUUCAUAUAUUCAAAUACAGUUCCCGUCUGUCCAUGACGUUGGCGGCAAUUGUGAGCGAACCCGAUUGCCUGAGCUACUUUGUACAAUAUUUGGAGACACAGAAUGCGCUGUCGCUAAUCAAAUUCUAUUUGGACAUAGAGAACUUCAAGCGGGCGGCAUUAACUCAAUUACAACACGAGCGGACAACUGAUAUACUUAGUAAUAUAGCUGCAGUUGAUGAGGAACAAACUGAGGAACCAGUUGUGCCCCCGUCCGUUGCUGGGGAAGAGGAGAACAAUGUACCUGAACUAAAAACAAUGUGCGACUUGUCUAUGCGCAAACCUCUAACCGAUGAUGAGAAGAGUCGCAUCUAUGCAGAGACAAAUAAACAGAUUCACAAUAAACCAGGAACUGGAAUGACGUGUCGCCUCAAGGCCAACUUAGACCAGGGAGCGAUAAGUGCAGCCAGCAUUAAUGAUGCAAUCGCCAUUUAUCAAAAGUAUUUGAUUGUGAAUGCGUCACAAAUGGUUGAUCUGCCCAUUGUCAUAUUGGCACACAUAUCGCUGCUUUUGUGCAGCAAGGACAGCAGCAAGUCACCGCACCAGGCGAUACCCGCCAGCUGUUUCGAUGAGGCACGCGAAUAUUUGCUGCAACAGCUGGAGCAACAUCAUUUGCAGGGCUUUCUGCAGAGCAGCUACUACUGCAAGUACUGCGUGGAGUUAAUCGAAGGCAAUGUGGCGACUCUUAACAUCUACGAUGUGCUGUACGAUGAGCUGGCACUUUUCUACUUGACCGAGUACCUGGAGCAACAGCAGGAGCGCGAAUGCCUUGAGUUUUGGAUAACAGCCAUCAACUUUCGUAAGAGCUACGAUGAUCAACGUGCCGCACAGUCCGAUGCGAUGAUCAUUUACGAACGCUACUUUUCACUGCAGGCCGAGUGCCGACUUUGGAUGUCCCAAAAGCUACGGAUGCGCGUCGAGCAGGCAAUCUGUGCUCCCGGUCAGCUGGCACAGGCCUUUGAUCUAGCGCUACGGGUCACCGCCAAGUAUUUGGAGCAAAAGCAUUUUGCCAACUUUCUCAAAUCAAACAUUUUCGACAACUAUGUGACAGAGCUGAAGGCUAAGAUGUGUCCUCAACUGCCAGUGGAUAUUCCGGAUAGUUCCAGCUUGCAGCACAAACUGAGUCUGCGACGUACACCCAAAAUAGGCACACAACAGCGUCAUCGCAAAACCAUGUCCAUGUCAGACUGCACACACAUAUCGCAGCACAAUACACUACUGGCUGGACUGGACACAGGCCAAAAACCGAUCAAACCACAGCAAACUACAACGACAGCAAACAUGAACAUCGAUGCCAGGCAACUGACAAAUCCACAAUUGCUUUGGCAACGUCCGGUAAGCGCACUAAAAUUCGGACACGUCAACUCUCUAGGCAGAUAUGAGCGGGAUUUCGAAGCCGUGGAUGCUGUGUCUGCAUCCAAGACGCCGGCUUGGUCGCUGAGCGUUAAGAAUGCAAUGCGUAAACUUGUCAAUCUGCCGGAGGAUAAUGUACAGGAAGAGAUCGCUUGGCAAGUAGCCGAGAUGAUUGUCAAGGAUGUGACGAGUAUCACACUGCAGCGCAAAAAUUGAAUCGAAUACCACACAAGCUUAUUGCAAUAUUUAUUUAAUUAUAUACUGUUUUUAUUAUUAUGUAUAAUUAUUGUUGUAGCGCUCAAAUAAUUGAUGAAUCUCUUCGAGUGCACAAAGUCUGUCUUAAAUGCACUCUCUUUUUCUACAAAGUACUCUAUUGUACAAAACUACUGAACAAAGCCCGCUUUUAGUUUUAGUUUUUUUUAACUAACCGAAGAUGCUUAAUUAUGAAAAAAAAAUUAAUUCAUUUAACCAUGAACUUUACAUGGAAAGCAUAUCAAACUGCAUUCUCUUUAAUGCUCGCUCAUUCGUUAUGCAAAGCACAUAAAAUAUAAACUUACAAGUUUCCUUGAUUUGGUACCUAAACAUACGCAUAUGUUUAUUUCAAGUUAUGUUCCACAUAUUAAACGAAUUUGUACUUUCA
Drosophila innubila is the source of this 2459-nucleotide messenger RNA. It is a transcript of the gene pkaap, whose product is annotated as A-kinase anchor protein 10, mitochondrial. NCBI's taxonomy places the organism in Eukaryota, Metazoa, Arthropoda, Insecta, Diptera, Drosophilidae. The record is from RefSeq and is a predicted model, not a curated record. The transcript has 3 exons. Gene Ontology annotation, cellular component: plasma membrane. Bases 278 to 2035 code for a protein of 585 amino acids. Gene Ontology annotation, biological process: intracellular protein localization.